Molecule: messenger RNA, 508 nt
Organism: Thamnophis sirtalis
Lineage: Eukaryota; Metazoa; Chordata; Lepidosauria; Squamata; Natricidae
Gene: DKKL1
Product: dickkopf like acrosomal protein 1
Source: RefSeq, a predicted model, not a curated record
GCCCUCCAGCAUGGACACACUGUUCCAGAAGAUUAGCCACCUCUUCGAGCGAAGUCGGGAAGUGCUGGGGAAAGAUCAAUUUGAUACUCCAGUUGACAUUGAUAAGCUGCCCCCCAACUACCAUCAUGAGGAGAAUAAGCAGCGGAGAGUGGGAAAUUCCACUUUUUCCAGACACUAUGAAAUCAAUAAAAUGACUGAUAAUCAUACAGGUGAUAUGAUGUUUUCGGAGAAAUCUGUGACCUCUAUUGAGCAAAAAGAGAUUGAUCCAAAGGAGGAGGACAAUAAAUCAAUGUCUAAUGAAGAAGAAAACAGUGCUGAGCCAGAGAGAACAACUGCUGGGCUUAAGAUUUUCAAGCUAGGUUUCCCUCAGCUUCGGCCAAAGCUAACUUUUCUUAUUUUUCGCUUGCCCCAGCAUCUUAAGAAUCAGCAGAUGCCUGAAGCCAAAUUGACCAGUUGUAGCUUCUGGAUGAUCUUCAAGGGCAGCUCCAUUGCUGUAAUACAAUUGUGA